GGUAUGAUAAAACCCUACAUCAGAAACCUAAAACGGUGCCAUUGUUGCUGUACUCUGAGCCGUCACUAGAACUCUCACUCUUAUCACUGCCAACAGUGAAACCAUGGCCGUUGGUAAGAACAAGCGGAUCUCUAAGGGGAAGAAAGGUGGCAAGAAGAAAGCUGCUGAUCCAUUUUCCAAGAAGGAUUGGUAUGAUAUCAAAGCUCCUUCAGUCUUCCAGGUGAAGAAUGUCGGCAAGACCCUCGUCUCUCGUACUCAGGGUACUAAGAUUGCUUCAGAUGGACUCAAGCAUAGAGUGUUUGAGGUUUCAUUGGCUGAUCUUCAAGGAGACGAAGAACAUGCAUUCAGGAAGAUUAGGUUGAGAGCUGAAGAUGUUCAAGGGAAAAAUCUUUUGACAAAUUUCUGGGGGAUGAAUUUCACAACUGACAAACUGAGGUCAUUGGUGCGUAAGUGGCAAACUCUUAUUGAAGCCCAUGUGGAUGUCAAGACUACUGAUAAUUACACAUUGAGGAUGUUUUGCAUUGGAUUUACCAAGAGGAGAGCUAACCAGGUGAAGAGGACCUGUUAUGCACAAUCUAGUCAGAUUAGACAGAUCCGUAGGAAGAUGGUUGAGAUCAUGAUCAACCAAGCAUCAUCCUGUGAUUUGAAGGGAUUGGUCCACAAAUUCAUUCCCGAGAUGAUUGGGAAAGAGAUUGAGAAAGCCACUUCUAGCAUUUACCCUUUGCAGAAUGUGUUCAUCCGAAAAGUGAAGAUCCUUAAAGCUCCCAAGUUUGAUCUUGGAAAAUUGAUGGAGGUUCAUGGAGAUUACAAUGAGGAUGUUGGCACAAAGGUAGAGAGGCCUGCUGAUGAAAUGGUGACAGAGGAACCUACUGAAAUUGUUGGAGCUUGAUUUGGCGACGAUGUUCUUAGUUUGAUUUAGGUUUCCUGUUACUUAUGUUUAUUAGUCACAUUAAGUUUAAAUUUCAGUCCCGAGUUCUAUGUAAGCCGAGCGCAGCUUUUUUGUUUUGACAUUGAGAGAACAUUUUUUUGACUCGAAAUAUAUCUGAAUUUUGUUUGGAGCUCUGAAAAUCAGAUAUGCAUGCUGUUGGAUUGGGCAUGGGAGAUGGGUGAUUAUUGAUUUGGUGUGUUUUUGUAGUACUCACUUGAAAAAUUGAUACUUAUAUUUAAUAGUUUUUCACCCCAA
Medicago truncatula (barrel medic) is the source of this 1183-nucleotide messenger RNA. Its product is annotated as 40S ribosomal protein S3a. Gene Ontology annotation, biological process: translation. NCBI's taxonomy places the organism in Eukaryota, Viridiplantae, Streptophyta, Magnoliopsida, Fabales, Fabaceae. Gene Ontology annotation, cellular component: ribosome. The transcript has 6 exons. Gene Ontology annotation, molecular function: structural constituent of ribosome. The record is from RefSeq and is a predicted model, not a curated record. The coding region runs from base 104 to 889 and encodes 261 amino acids.